Lactuca saligna is the source of this 2115-nucleotide messenger RNA. The record is from the annotation of a GenBank genome assembly. Lineage: Eukaryota; Viridiplantae; Streptophyta; Magnoliopsida; Asterales; Asteraceae.
AUGGAAGACUACCCAAUGCUCACCAAGCUAGAAUUAGCCUGCUCUGAUCUCAAAACCCUCCUCAAAUCAUCUGCGAAUUUACAAACGAACCUGGAAAAACUCGAUGACAACUUUGACACUCUACAAGAAACUCUAACUGUCGCUUCAAGAAGGCUAGCCCCUCUUCAAUCGCUCUCCAUCGCCUCAAAAGCACUCGAAACAAGAAUCAACCGUGCAGUUUCACCUGCUCUCGUACUCAUCGAUGGCUUCCGUAUAUCCGAAUCUCUACAAAGAAAACUCGACGACAUUUCAACCAAACUUCCCGCACAAAAGUCCCAGAACAAGCGGCUACGGUUACUCAUCAAGUAUGUCGAUUGUGUGGAUAAGUUAAACAUCGCAAUUAAUUUGCUCAGCCAAGAAGGUGGUCCGGCGAUUCAGAGACUCCAAGAGGUGGUGGAGUUUUUGAGCCGGACUAAAGCCACCGACCAGUUCAGAACGCAUCGAUUGAGAGAAACGUUGGUAGCUCUCAACGCUUUAUACGAAACAGAAGUCGAUUCCAUGAAAUUUGAUGGGUUGCUUGACGAAGCUUUAUUGAAUUUACAAGACGAAUUCGAGGGGAUUCUACUGCAAUUAAGGCAUCAUAACAUCGGGGGCGAUGACGACGAUGGAGAAGCGGCGACGGCGGCAACGGAGUUGGGGACUGAGAUGGAGGUUGAAGUUCUCCGACGGAUUUCCGAAACACUCACCGCUAACGAUUGCUUGGAUAUAUGCAUCGACAUUUUUGUGAAAGUUAGGUAUAAGCGAGCAGCGAAGGCGUUAAUGAGACUAAACCCUGAUUACCUCCGAACAUACAAACCAGAAGAAAUCGACGAAAUGGAAUGGGAAAGCCUAGAAACUUCCAUAACUCUUUGGAUCCAGCACUUCGAGCUAGCAAUCAGAACCGUUUUCAUAUCGGAAAAAACCUUAUGCCACCAAGUCCUCGGGAACAUCAUGGAAGGCGCCAUCUGGCAAGAAUGCUUCGUAAAAAUCGCCGACAAAAUCAUGGCGGUGUUCUUCCGGUUCGGUGAAGGCGUUGCCAGAAGCAACAAAGAGCCACAAAAGCUCUUCAAACUCCUCGACAUGUUUGAUUCUUUAGAAAGAUUAAAAACAGAAUUUUCAAACGUUUUCGAAGGUGAAGCUGGUGUGGAUAUAUGUUCCCGGUUUCGGGAACUCGAGAAGCUUCUAGUACAUUCUUCGAGUAAAGUUUAUUGGGAAUUCGGUCUUCAAAUAGAAGAUAACCAAGACGGGUUACCCCCGCCACAAGACGGGUCAGUCCCAAAGCUAGUCCGGUACGCUAUCAACUACCUUAAGUACUUAACCACCGUUAACUACUGUCAACCCAUGGCCCGUGUCCUUCGGACUGAACAGAUUUGGAAGAGCGGAACCGGAAUCACGGAUUCCGAUGAGGAUUUGUUAAAGGAUGCGAUUUCGAACGUGAUGGAAGCGUUGCAUAGGAAUAUCGAAACGAAAAGGGCAGCGUAUAAAGAUAAAGUUAUGUACCAUGUGUUUACCAUGAAUACUUAUUGGUAUAUUUACAUGAGGACUAGGAAUACGGAACUCGGGAAGCUUUUGGGGGAGAAUUACAUGAGGAAGAAUUACAAAGUGGUCGCGGAAGAAGCUGCUUACUUGUACGAGAAGCAAGCUUGGGGUGGGUUAGUGAGGUUACUUGACAAAGAAGAUAUUGGAGAUGAAGGAAUCGGGAAUGAGAAUAUUAUAAAGGGUAAACUCGAAGCGUUUUUGAAGGGGUUUGAAGAGAUUGCUCAAAGGCAUACGAGUAGGUAUAGCAUUCCCGAAGCUGAUUUGCGGGCGCAGAUAAAAGAGGCGACUGUCAAGCUUAUUGUCCCGGUGUAUUCGAAUUUUUUGGAGGUGUUUUCAGGGAUUAUAAAUGUAAAAUUGUAUUCGUCUCCGGAGUCAGUUGAAAGUUUGUUGGGGCAGAUUUUUUCGGGCAACGGGCGGAGUUCGUCGAUGAGUGCGAGGCGGCGUGAGAUUAAUCGGUUGGAAGGGAGGAAUUCGGUAUCGAGUGAGAUUGACUCAAUACCGGGGCGGAGGUCCGUCGAUCGGUUCCAGAGGAACCGAUCGAAUGCUGGUGAUGAAUAA